AUGGCCGCUGCCGCCGUCACCUGCGGGACCCCGGGAGAGAACAGCCACCACCUGAAGAUCUUCCUCCCGAAGAAGCUGUUGGAGUGUCUUCCUCGAUGUUCACUGCUGCCUCCAGAGCGGCUGCGGUGGAAUACGAAUGAGGAGAUUGCAUCCUACUUGAUCACCUUUGAGAAGCAUGAGGAGUGGCUGUCCUGUGCCCCAAAGACAAGGCCUCAGAAUGGCUCCAUCAUCCUCUACAACCGCAAGAAGGUGAAAUACCGGAAGGAUGGCUACCUCUGGAAGAAGCGGAAGGAUGGGAAGACCACCCGAGAGGACCACAUGAAGCUGAAGGUCCAGGGCAUGGAGUGUCUCUAUGGCUGCUACGUUCACUCUUCCAUCGUCCCCACAUUCCACCGGCGCUGCUACUGGCUGCUCCAGAACCCGGACAUCGUCCUUGUGCAUUACCUGAACGUCCCCGCCCUGGAGGAUUGUGGAAAGGGCUGCAGCCCCAUCUUCUGUUCCAUCAGCAGCGACCGGCGAGAGUGGCUCAAGUGGUCCCGGGAGGAGCUGUUGGGACAGCUGAAGCCCAUGUUUCAUGGCAUCAAGUGGAGCUGUGGGAACGGGACGGAGGAGUUCUCUGUAGAGCAGCUGGUGCAGCAGAUCCUGGACACCCACCCGACCAAGCCUGCACCACGAACCCAUGCCUGUCUCUGCAGUGGGGGCCUUGGUUCCGGGAGCCUUACGCACAAAUGCAGCAGCACAAAACACCGCAUCAUCUCUCCCAAAGUGGAGCCCCGCGCUUUAACCCUGACCUCCAUCCCCCAUCCCCACCCCCCUGAGCCCCCUCCACUGACAGCCCCACUUCCCCCAGAGCUCCCCAAGGCACAUACCUCCCCGUCUUCUUCCUCCUCUUCCUCCUCUUCCUCGGGCUUUGCAGAACCCCUAGAGAUCAGACCUAGCCCUCCCACCUCUCGAGGGGGGUCGUCGAGGGGAGGCACGGCUAUCCUCCUCCUGACAGGACUGGAGCAGCGUCCUGGGGGCUUGACGCCCACCAGGCACUUGGCUCCCCAGGCUGACCCGCACCCGCCCAUGAGCUUGGCAGUGGUUGUCGGCUCGGAGCCCUCUGCCCCACCAGCUCCUCCCAGCCCUGCCUUUGACCCUGAUCGUUUUCUCAACAGCCCCCAGAGGGGCCAGACAUAUGGAGGGGGGCAGGGGGUGAGCCCAGACUUCCCGGAGGCAGAGGCUGCCCAUCCGCCCUGUCCUGCCCUAGAGCCUGCUGCUGCCCUGGAGCCCCAGGCAGCUGCUCGGGGUCCCCCUCCACCAUCAGUAGGGGGCGGUAGAAGAGGAAACUGCUUCUUCAUUCAAGAUGAUGACAGUGGAGAGGACCUUAAGGUCCAGGGGCCUGCCCCACCCAUACCUUCCCCCCCUCCUUCGCCACCCCCCUCACCUGCCCCCUCGGAGCCAUCGGGCAGGGUAGGCAGAGGGGAGGCCUUGUUUGGAGGAGCCAGUGGGGCCGGCGAGCUGGAGCCCUUCAGUCUUUCGUCAUUCCCAGACCUUAUGGGAGAGCUCAUCAGCGAGGAAGCUCCAGGCAUCCCUGCCCCAAACCCCCAGCUCUCACCUGCUCUCAGCACCAUCACCGACUUCUCCCCAGAGUGGUCCUACCCAGAGGGUGGGGUCAAGGUGCUCAUCACGGGUCCUUGGACGGAGGCCUCCGAGCAUUACUCCUGUGUCUUCGAUCACAUCGCAGUGCCAGCAUCACUUGUCCAGCCUGGUGUCUUACGCUGCUACUGUCCCGCCCAUGAGGUAGGGCUGGUGUCUUUGCAGGUGGCCGGGCGGGAGGGACCCCUUUCUGCCUCUGUGCUCUUUGAGUAUCGAGCCCGCCGAUUCCUGUCCCUGCCUAGUACUCAGCUCGACUGGCUGUCACUAGAUGACAACCAGUUCCGGAUGUCCAUACUGGAGCGGCUGGAGCAGAUGGAGAAGCGGAUGGCAGAGAUCGCGGCAGCUGGACAGGCACCUGGCCAGGCUCCUGACGGGCCUCCGAUGCAGGAUGAAGGCCAGGGGCCCGGGUUCGAGGCUCGGGUAGUGGUCUUGGUGGAGAGCAUGAUCCCACGCUCCACCUGGAGGGGUCCUGAACGUCUGGCCCACGGAAGCCCCUUCCGGGGCAUGAGCCUUCUGCACCUGGCCGCUGCCCAGGGCUACGCCCGCCUCAUCGAGACCCUGAGCCAGUGGCGAAGUGUGGAGACCGGAAGCUUGGACUUGGAGCAAGAGGUUGACCCGCUCAACGUGGAUCACUUCUCUUGCACUCCCCUGAUGUGGGCAUGUGCCCUGGGGCACCUGGAAGCUGCUGUGCUCCUUUUCCGCUGGAAUCGCCAGGCGCUGAGCAUCCCUGACUCGCUGGGCCGCCUGCCCCUGUCGGUGGCUCACUCCCGGGGCCAUGUGCGCCUUGCCCGCUGCCUGGAGGAACUGCAGAGGCAGGAGGCUUCAGCUGAGCCCCCGCUUGCCCUGUCACCACCCUCCUCCAGUCCAGACACGGGUCUGAGCAGUGUCUCCUCGCCCUCAGAGCUGUCCGAUGGCACGUUUUCUGUCACAUCAGCCUAUUCUAGUGCCCCCGAUGGAAGUCCUCCCCCAGCUCCUCUGCCAGCCUCUGAGAUUAUUAUGGAGAUGGCCCCAGGCCCGCUCUCCUCUGGUGCCCCAGAGGCCCCGCUGCUUCUCAUGGACUAUGAAGCCACCAACCCCAAAGGGCCCCCACCCUCACCACCUCCUCCCCCGCCAGCCCUGGAUGCAGGGGCUGCUCCAGAGGAAGCUUACAGCCCCCCGGCUGUGGACGUGAUCCCGGUGGACAUGAUCUCACUGGCCAAGCAAAUCAUCGAAGCCACGCCAGAGCGGAUCAAACGAGAGGGCUUUGUGGGGCUGCCUGAGGCGGCAGCCUCCCUGCGGGAGCGGACGGGGGCCCUGGGGCUCAGCGAGACCAUGUCCUGGCUGGCCAGCUACCUGGAGAACGUGGACCACUUCCCCAGCGCCGCCCCUCCCAGCGAGCUGUCUUUUGAGCGGGGACGCCUGGCGGUCCCUCCAGCGCCUUCCUGGGCAGAGUUUCUCUCUGCAUCUGCCAGUGGCAAGAUGGAGAGUGACUUUGCCCUGCUGACACUAUCGGAUCACGAGCAGCGGGAACUGUAUGAGGCAGCCCGAGUCAUCCAGACGGCCUUCCGGAAGUACAAGGGCCGGUGGCUGAAGGAGCAGCAGGAGGUAGCUGCGGCUGUCAUCCAGCGCUGUUACCGGAAGUACAAGCAGUUUGCUCUCUACAAGAAGAUGACGCAGGCGGCCAUCCUGAUCCAGAGCAAGUUCCGAAGCUACUAUGAGCAGAAGCGAUUUCAGCAGAGCCGCCGGGCAGCUGUGCUCAUCCAGCAGCACUACCGCUCCUACCGCCGCCGGCCCACGGGCAGCCUGCCGCCCCGCAACAAAGGCUCCUUUCUCACCAAAAAGCAGGACCAGGCAGCCCGGAAAAUCAUGAGAUUCCUGCGGCGCUGCCGACACAGGAUGAGGGAGCUGAAGCAGAGGCAGGAGCUGGAAGGGCUUCCCCAACCUGGACUGGCCACCUGA
Messenger RNA from Pipistrellus nathusii (Nathusius's pipistrelle), 3576 nucleotides. Lineage: Eukaryota; Metazoa; Chordata; Mammalia; Chiroptera; Vespertilionidae. The record is from the annotation of a GenBank genome assembly.